Sardina pilchardus (European sardine) is the source of this 2965-nucleotide messenger RNA. RefSeq names its product JunE proto-oncogene, AP-1 transcription factor subunit (gene june). NCBI's taxonomy places the organism in Eukaryota, Metazoa, Chordata, Actinopteri, Clupeiformes, Clupeidae. Gene Ontology annotation, cellular component: transcription regulator complex. Gene Ontology annotation, biological process: regulation of transcription by RNA polymerase II; regulation of cell cycle; regulation of cell population proliferation. Gene Ontology annotation, molecular function: RNA polymerase II cis-regulatory region sequence-specific DNA binding; DNA-binding transcription factor activity, RNA polymerase II-specific; transcription factor binding. The coding region runs from base 274 to 1371 and encodes 365 amino acids. The transcript has 2 exons. The record is from RefSeq and is a predicted model, not a curated record.
CUGUCAGCGAGCGGCAUAGCAGGCAGACGAGGAAAGCAACUGAGGUGAACGGACGCGUCUUCCCUCAUUCUAAGCCUAGAUGGUUCUAUGAAGAAACCAUCUCCAUCAGAAAAAAACGGGAUAUUAACACCGCUGUAUCUGAGAUCAAGACCCUCCCCCUUAAAACUUUGUUGUCAAUAACUCCUGGCGCUCACACUCACAAUGCAUAUGUGGGACACCUACAGCCUCUGAUACCUGCUAAUCAGAUUAUGAGGAUUUGCCAUUACUGUGUCAAUGACGGGUAAAAUGGAAACACCCUUCUAUCACGAUGACACACCGAACGUGCCAAACUUUGGGCAGAUGCCAGAUUACGAACGGUAUCAGACCCACAAGAUGAUGAGCAAAAAGAACAUGGCGGCGCACCACUUCCAAGGGGUGGUGGGAAGCCCGUCGGGUCUGAAAAUGCUCCAGGGUCAGCCGGGCAGCAACGGCAACCUGAACCCAAACAGCCUGGGGAUUAACAGCAAUGCCAACAGUGCCCUGAUGGCGGCGGCGGCGGCACACCAAGACAUGAACCUUCUCAAGCUCUCGUCGCCGGAGCUGGAGCAGCUCAUCAUCCACACCAACCAGGGCCUGGUGACCACCAGCCCGGCGCCCAACGCCUCGGGCAACCCCUUCAUGUACCGCAACCAGGCCACCAACGAGCAGGAGGGCUUCGCCGACGGCUUCGUCAAGGCGCUGGCGGAGCUCCACAAGCAGAACCAGCUGGUGGGGGCGCCCAUGUCGCCCUCCUCGUCCAUCCAGGGCACCUACCAGCGGAUGGCCAUGUCCGGCGGCGACAUGCCCAUCUACACCAACCUGAGCAGCUACAACCCCAACGCGCUGACCGUCUCGUCCUCGUACCCCGGCGGGCAGCUCCCGUACCCGUCGGUGGCGCACGGCGGCGGCGGGCCCUCGGGACAUCACGGCGGCGGCGGGCACGGCGGCGGGCAUCACGGCGGGCACCACCCGCACGGCCGGGGGCACAUGGACGCGCCGCAGACGGUGCCCGAGGUGCCGCACCCGCCCGGCGCCGACCCGGCCAACUCGCCGCCGUCGCUCUCGCCCAUCGACCUGGAGACGCAGGAGCGCAUCAAGGCCGAGCGCAAGAAGCUGCGCAACCGCAUCGCCGCCUCCAAGUGCCGCAAGCGCAAGCUGGAGCGCAUCUCGCGGCUGGAGGAGAAGGUGAAGGUGCUCAAGACCCAGAACUCGGACCUGGCCUCCACCGCCAGCAUCCUGCGGGAGCAGGUGGCCCAGCUCAAACAGAAAGUCAUGAAUCACGUCACCAAUGGCUGCCAGAUAGCAGUCAGCGCCGCCAGCAUGGCCAAGAGUGGGGAGAGCACCAGCUGCUGAAAACAAUGGAGACAAGGUUUCUCUCUCUCUCUCUCUCUCACUCUCUCUCUCUGUCUUUCUCUCUCUCUCUCUAACUCACUCACUCACUCGGUCAGUCACUGAGACGCCCGCUCGCUCUCAGUCUAGCUGGUUGCUCGGUCGUUUUGUCGUUCUCUCUUUCUCUUUUCUCUCGGUCGCGGUUUGACUCAGCGGUGUGGAGAAAUGACAGGGUAAACAGUGAUUAGUGAUGGUAACGGAGGUGAUACUGCUGAGAGGUGCAAGAGAGGGGGAACCCCUCUUGGUGCCGAUGCCUUGCCGAGACGAAAAGAAGAAGUGGAGAGGAGAGAGAGAGGGGGAUGGAGGGAGGGACAGGGGGAUGGAAAGAGAGAGAGAGAGAGAGAUCCUCCAAGGAACAUUUCAGGACACUUUGACUCCUGGGCCCCUGGCAAAUGAAUCAUUGGAAACACAGAAGACACUCCUUGAAAAUACAGGAGAGCUGCGGCAAUGCCACCCAAAAGAGAUGGUAUGGUUCAAAGGGAAACGUCCUACCCACACACACACACACACACACACACACACACACACACACACACGCACACACACACGCACGCCUCUAAGAUAAGGGUGAGGAGUGUGCUCUAUUUGCUUUAUUGAAUGGCACUUUGCACUCGUUCAGGUUAGCUGGAGGCACCCAGGCACAGGUGAGACCGGGCCAGGAUCACCUCACCACAGCCCUGAGGAAUAUCACAGCCAGCCACACACACACACACACACACACACACACACACACACACACACACACACACAGCCGGGCCUGCACCUCUGAAUGACGCAGUCUAUUCAAACAUUGUGGAUUCACUGUGGGACACGGAGAGUUGACUCAGAGUGGGGAUUCCUCACACACACAAAAAAAUAAUAAUAAUCGCCCCCUCCAGGACCCUCGGGAGACUUUUUCAACCCCGGCAGUGAAUCAACACACUCGCUGCAUCUCUGUACGGGAGAAGAUACGGGAGGGGGGAAAUGGCUGGGUUUUUUUUUUUUUUUUUACUCGGAGUUUCCUUUCAUGUUCAGUUUUUUGGUCAGCUAUACAAUGAGUUGCUGGGUAAAACGUGUGCUUAAUUUACAUUUGAAAUUAUAUGCACUAGAGUCGUGGAGUUGACUUUUAAGACAUUUCAAAGUGACCAGCAACAGAAAAGGCUUUGUGGGUGUAGUACAAAACUGAAGUUUGUCUGGCACCUCCGGCUGUAGAUGUUGCAAUGGAAGCUUCAGGUAUUAGAACUUGGUCAAAAUAUACCCACGUUAACUGAGUUAGUUGGCUGUGUCGUGAUGUAGUUAUCAGUGCAGAUUCUUCUAUUUUUGUCUAAGUCAUCAUGUCUCAACGAUUCAAUGGAGCAUAUUGUUAGUAUGUUUGUUUGUUUUACUAUUGUGCAAUUUGUGAAUAUUGACAAAAAAUGACCUUUUUACGACAAAAGUGGAACUUUCAACUUUUUAAAUGUGUACUAAAUGACUGUGUUUAUUUUGAGAUUUAGAGUAGUUUUGAAAAAAGAGAGAGCAUAUUUAAACUAAAUAAAUCUGUACGGCCUGGACUUUAUAACUGUGCAAACACAGAGCACUA